This is a messenger RNA of Cladocopium goreaui, 1212 nucleotides long. The record is from the annotation of a GenBank genome assembly. Lineage: Eukaryota; Dinophyceae; Suessiales; Symbiodiniaceae.
GCCAAACGCCGCGUUCGGCGGCGGCGGAUGCAUCGACUCAUGAAGCGCUCGGCGCUGGGGGUUCCCAUCGGCCAGGCACCGGCGCUGAAGCUGCCAGGAAAAGGCCGCGUCACUCCUGUGCUGGUACCUCCACGACGUGGCGUGACGCAGGCGGCGAAGCCGCAGCCGUUGCGAGCGAAGCAUGGUGCGUUGCCACAGGUCCGAAUGAUGGCCACUCGCACCGGCGAGGUGCGCUUCGAGGACCCCGAGGCUGCUGGCCUGGCCUUGGCCUUGGAUGGUCAGGAGUACCUGGGGCACCAACUCAAGGUGAAGGUGGACCUCACUUCCCAAGACGGCACCAAGAUCCUGGUCAUGGGAUUGCCGUCGCAGUGUGGCUGGCAAGAUUUGAAAGAUUUGAUGCGGGAAUUUGGAGAUGUGGCCUUUGUUCAGGUGAAAGAUCGCUUCACGCCUGGCGCCAUGGUCGCGUCCGCUGACCUGAAGCCCGUGGGCCAGGUGAAGGUGCAGGAGGCCUUCGCCGUGACGCCCACGUGUCGCCUCAUGUGCUCCAGAGGCAGCGUCGUCGACUUCGCCGGCGAUGCAAUCGUCAACGCUGCGAAUCGGGGCGGCUUGGGUGGCGGAGGGGUCGAUGGGGCCAUCAAUGCCAGAGGAGGUCCAGAGCUGCAGGAGGCCCGCAAGCAGCUGCCGGUGCUCAACGAGUACGGGGAUCGCAUCCCUACCGGGGAGGCUCAGGCCACGAUUGGCGGAGCAUUGCCUGCAAAGUGGGUGAUCCAUGCUGUGGGUCCCAUUUAUUGGGAAUCCGAAGGCAAUCCGGACUUCAGCAAGAGCGACGAGUUACUGCGCAAAGCUUACGCGAGCUCUUUGCAAGUUGCCCAAGAGAAGGACGUGAAAACUUUGGGUUUCGCCCUCCUGUCCGCCGGAGUUUUCCGCGGCGAUCGCUCGCUGGACCAGGUGCUGGAGAUCGCCUGUCAAGCUGUGAAGGACAACGUCUACGAAGGUUUGGAAGAGGUUCACCUGAUCGCUUUCACCGACGUGGAAGAUGAAGAGCUGCGGCGAGCUGCCAAAAGAGUCUUUUCAACGCCUGCGGCAGCAGGUGAAGGGAAACGAUGCACCCGGUGUAGCGCCAUGUGACCCUGUGACCGGCAGCGAAAAACGAUUUCGCAAUGGCCGAAGCAUCGGGUGAUUUCAGAUGAUCCUGAAACAAUAUACCCUCUG